This is a messenger RNA of Anoplophora glabripennis (Asian longhorned beetle), 2159 nucleotides long. It is a transcript of the gene GluClalpha, whose product is annotated as glutamate-gated chloride channel. The transcript has 9 exons. Bases 342 to 1697 code for a protein of 451 amino acids. The record is from RefSeq and is a predicted model, not a curated record. Gene Ontology annotation, cellular component: synapse; membrane; neuron projection. Gene Ontology annotation, molecular function: neurotransmitter receptor activity; transmembrane signaling receptor activity; extracellular ligand-gated monoatomic ion channel activity. Gene Ontology annotation, biological process: regulation of membrane potential; signal transduction; nervous system process. NCBI's taxonomy places the organism in Eukaryota, Metazoa, Arthropoda, Insecta, Coleoptera, Cerambycidae.
UAGGAAUUGUACGAGCAAUACAAACAGUUAGCUGUGCUAUCCCUAAACAGCGGCGCAGUAGUGAACCACCAGAUCAAUAAACUCCCUCCUCGUCUCGACUUCAGCUGCUAGGAGUUUACAGGAGCACAACCGGUAGAGACGGUGACACACAAGUAGCAGCUCAAACUGUGUAGAUUACGCGGGUCGGGUGUGAUUGUGAACGUUGUGGUAGAUCGGUUCAAACUUAUGUUUCAUUUGGACCUUGUAAAUUUUGGUGAAUUAAAUUUCACCUAAUUUUAUGUAUCCUGCUGUAUAGAAACACCAAACCGCUGUUUUUUUGUAUACUGACGAUAUUUAACACGAUGAAAGUACACACCCUUUUCGCACUAUUUAUCCAAAUCACUCAUUUUUCAUUUUGUACAAAUGUCAAAAUCAAUUUCCGAGAAAAGGAAAAGGAAGUCCUGGAUCAGAUCCUGGGCCCAGGCCGCUACGACGCCCGGAUCCGACCUUCCGGAGUGAACGGCACAGUAGGACGGGUGGACGGGCCGACCGUAGUAAACAUCAACUUCUUUCUGCGGUCUAUCAGCAAAAUUGAUGAUUAUAAAAUGGAGUACAGCGUACAGCUAACGUUUCGGGAGCAGUGGCUGGACGAGAGGCUGAAAUUCAAUGACUUCGGGGGAAAACUAAAAUACCUGACGCUCACAGAGGCGAACAGGGUCUGGAUGCCCGACCUGUUUUUCUCGAACGAGAAAGAGGGUCACUUUCACAACAUCAUCAUGCCCAACGUCUACAUCCGCAUUUUUCCAUACGGAUCUGUAUUGUACAGCAUAAGAAUUUCGCUUACCCUUUCUUGCCCCAUGAAUUUAAAAUUGUACCCGCUAGAUCGGCAGAUUUGCUCUUUGCGAAUGGCUAGCUACGGCUGGACCACGGACGACUUGGUUUUUCUUUGGAAAGAAGGGGACCCUGUCCAGGUGGUGAAAAACCUACACCUACCUAGGUUCACUUUGGAAAAGUUUUUGACUGAUUAUUGCAACAGCAAAACUAACACAGGCGAAUACAGUUGUCUGAAAGUGGAUCUUCUAUUUAAAAGAGAGUUCAGCUACUAUCUUAUCCAAAUCUACAUCCCUUGCUGCAUGUUAGUUAUAGUGUCCUGGGUAUCCUUUUGGCUAGACCAAGGAGCAGUACCAGCCAGGGUGUCACUAGGGGUUACAACGCUCUUGACUAUGGCUACCCAAACCUCGGGAAUAAACGCUUCUUUGCCGCCGGUUUCAUACACGAAGGCUAUCGACGUCUGGACGGGCGUCUGCCUGACUUUCGUGUUCGGGGCCUUGUUGGAAUUUGCGUUGGUGAACUAUGCCUCUCGUUCUGAUAUGCACCGGGAAAACAUGAAGAAGCAGAGAAGGCAGUGUGAGCUGGAGCACGCCGCUUCUCUGGACGCCACUUCGGACCUUAUCGAUACGGAAAGUAACGCUACUUUUGCAAUGAAGCCACUUGUGCGACAUCCAGGAGACCCAAUGAGCUUGGAGAAAGUCCGUCAGUGCGAAAUCCACAUGCAACCCGCGCGCCCGAAUUGCUGCAGAUCUUGGUUGUCAAAGUUCCCCACCAGAUCGAAACGCAUAGAUGUAAUUUCACGAAUUACAUUUCCAUUAGUUUUUGCGUUGUUCAAUGUCAUAUACUGGUCAACAUACCUUUUCCGAGAAGAAGCAGAAGAAUCAUAAACACCAACAAAAAAAGAAUUCAUAAUUGUGAUUUUUCAUAAAUGUAAAUAUACAGUUACUAAGGUCUUCAGUUUUAUUUGUUGUGUUUGAUGUUAUUAUGAUAAAAAUUGCAUUAUUCCGUCUGCAUUGUUAAUCUACAGGUUAGAUAUCGCACUCGUAUAAUAAAUUUUCUAUAUAAUGUUAAAUUCCACCGCGAUUUUCUUUGGAGAGGUAGAUAACUCAUUAUUUAUUAUUGUACACCGUUAGCAAAAAAUUAAGGCGAAGCUCUUCAAACGCCUUUUACAUUAUUUUAUCAAAACAAAUAAUUUUAAGGUUCAUCAUCAUCAUCCAACAACAUGAACUACUAGAUAACUGAGAGACCACCAAGAGUAUGCUCACAACAUUACGUAUAAUUAAUUAGUCAUUUUAACAUUUGUGUUGUUUGUUAAUAAAAAUAAAUAAAAACAAAUUUGAAAAUUGUAA